AUGUUUGGAGCAGCACAGAACACUGGAUCGACAUUUGGUGGGGCCUUUGGGUCGGGUGCUAACAAUGCCGGAGCAGCAAAUACCGGUAACGCCAGUGGGGGCCUUUUUGGAGGAGCCGCAUCUUCAUCAGCACCAUCUGGUGGCAUGUUUGGUGGUGGAGCUGGUGCUACCAAUUCCAAUUCUGCCUUUGGUAGUAACACUGGAGGAAAUUCAUUGUUUGGAGCCAAACCAGCACAGCCAUCUACAACUGGUGGUGGAUUGUUUGGACAAGCCAACACCGGUACAAACAAUGCUUUUGGAGGAUCUGGAGCUUCUGCCCCUGCUUCCGGGGGAUUGUUUGGUUCCAACUCCGGUGCUAAGCCAACUGGUGGUCUCUUCGGAGGUAACACUAACACCAAUACCACAUCUGGAGGACUCUUUGGAAAUAAUAAUAAUACAACCAACAACGCUACUGGUUCAACUACUGGUGGACUCUUUGGAGGCAACACUAACAAUAACAAUGCCGCUUCAUCUACAGGAGGUGGCCUCUUUGGAAAUAAUUCAGCCACUAAUAAUACCAAUACUACAGCCACAGGAGGAUCUCUUUUUGGGAACACUGGUAAUACUGGUAAUACUACUACUGGAGGUCUCUUCGGCGGAGGUGCUCAACAAAAUAAUACUAAUAAUAAUACUACCACUGGUGCCACUGGUGGACUCUUUGGGAGUAAGCCUGCCGCCACUACUGGUGGACUCUUUGGAAGUAAUACUACCCAAAACAAUUCUGCACCAGGUGCAACUGGAGGACUUUUCGGUAAGCCUGCUGGUGCUACUACCACUGGGGGUGGGCUCUUUGGAGGCGCUUCCAGCAAUACUGGUGGUGGUGGACUUUUCGGUGGUAACACUGCGUCUGGUACUACUGGUGCCACUUCUGGAGGUCUCUUUGGAUCCAAGCCAGCUACUGGUGGUCUUUUUGGAGGAGGCGCCACUACCAAUAGCAACACCAACUCUGGGGGUCUCUUUGGUGGGAACAAUUCCAACACUGGGGGCCUCUUUGGUGGUCAACAACAACAGCAACAGCAGCAGCAACAACAACAAUUCGGAUCCAACCAAUCACUGCUUGCUCAGCUCCCACAACUUACGGCAAUGACCAGGGUGGGAGAUCUCCCACCACAAAUAAAGCAACAGAUUGAAGAUUUCGAUCGUUAUAUCAACACACAACAUGCCAUUGCCACUCAACUUCAAGAGGAUGUGUUGAAACAUGACAAACUCAUUAAGUCCAUACCCAACGAUACUAGCUACUUACGUACCAAGAUAUCCUCCACCAAACAGGCACUCAAUGGAGACAGUGCACAAUUAGCAUACUUGAAGGAAAUCAAUGGUGAAUUGACAGAUGAUUUGAAUAAGAUUAUGCAUUUAAUCAUACAAUUAUCUACCCCAGGUACCAAACUCUCAUCAUCCAUGCAAUUGAAUGAAUUCUUUGUUAAGAAAAUUCAUAAAUAUCAUGAAGUUUUAAGUAACUACGAAAGUGUUGCCACAGAAGCUGAACAAACUGUAAUGAGUUUGGAAAGACUGUGUGUCGAUGGAUUUGGAGGACUUUUCAGUAUUAUUGAAGUAAUCCGGUCACAAUAUGGUUUAUUUAUGGAGUUAUGUGAUGUGAUGGCUAGACUUCAUAGUGAUGUUGAGAGGAUAUAA
[Candida] anglica is the source of this 1671-nucleotide messenger RNA. The record is from the annotation of a GenBank genome assembly. NCBI's taxonomy places the organism in Eukaryota, Fungi, Ascomycota, Pichiomycetes, Serinales, Debaryomycetaceae.